CUGCUGAGCCUGACUCAGACUUUCCACAGAAACCUGCCGUACAAGUGCAACAGUUCAAGAACAUGGGGGAUGAGUGGGGAGUGACUCGGCUGCUGCCACUCAGGGAGGUGGGCAGGGCUGUGAGGCAGAACCUGAGAGCAGCAGGUGAAGGAGGAAGUGGAGAUAUCUCUGACAGGAGCAAGGUGGAGGACAUGGCCCAACCUUCUCUAACAGGAGCUCUGCUCAUCCUGACACUGGUUCUGACUCUACAACCAGGACAUCUUGUUGGGUCAGAUUUUCUGCCAGUAGCAUCGGCCCCUGGAGAUUUUAUUAUCGGAGGACUGUUUCCCAUCCAUGAGGACGUGAACACUCAGAAUAGAUCCCUCAGCCCGCAGCCUCUGCGGUGCAUCAGGUUUGAGGAGCGAGGCCUCACGUGGGCGUUGGCCAUGGUCAAUGCCAUUGAAGUCGUGAACAGGUCUCCUCUUCUGACUGAAGCCAAUGUCAGCCUGGGGUACCACAUCCUGGACUCCUGCUCUGAUGUUAGCACAGCUCUGAGGGCCACAGAGGACUUUCUCCAGCGGGGGGCUCCCCUGAAGCCUGUCACAGCUGUUGUUGGAGCCUCAUUCUCUGAAACAUCCAUCGCUGUUGCCAGACUUCUCACACUCAACAUGAUUCCACAGAUCAGCUAUGCAUCAACUGCUGUCAUCCUGAGUGACAAGAGCCGCUUCCCUGCCUUCAUGAGGACCGUCCCCAAUGACGAGCACCAGAUCGCAGCCAUGGUCACUCUGCUCACCGCUUACAACUGGACCUGGGUGGGGGUGGUCACCACAGAUGGAGAUUAUGGCAGAUCUGCACUUGAGAACUUUGGUACUCUGGCUUCUGAGAAUGGUAUCUGUGUGGCUUUCAGGAUUGUCCUACCCGAGUCUGUGACCAGCCAUGACAUCCAGUCUGCCAUUCGUGACACAGCAAAAACUAUUUACAACAACCCAAAAGUCCAGGUCAUCGUGUCUUUUGCCAAACCCACUCACAUGGUCUAUCUUUAUCAAGAGCUCAGGAAUGAGAUGCUGAGAGUGGGACAAGGCCCAAAGUCAAUGAGGAGACUGUGGGUCGCUAGUGACAGCUGGGCAUCCUCCAGUUCUGCAAGAGGAAACUUGAGUUUGGAGGAGAUUGGUCAAGUUAUUGGCUUCACCUUCAAAAAAGGAAACCUGACAUCUUUUGAAUCUUACUUGGACAGGCUGGGCUCAGGUGAACUGAGCUUUGAUAGGAAUGACCCCUUCAUACAGGAGCUGUUUACACAACUCAAUGGCAGCGGAUACACAGACAGCGAACUGGCGUCCAAAGCAGCCGGCAUUCUCAAACAGAACACACAAGCUGACACCAUCUUCAGCAUUGAACUGGCAGUGAGUGCCAUCGCUGAGGCCGUGGCUUCCAUCUGUCGAAGCAGAGAAUGCAAAGGUCCUGGAGCUUUGCCACCCUGGGAGGUUCUGCAGGCUCUGUGGAUGCAAGAGUUCACCCUCGACAACCAUAGCUACAGGUUCAACAGCAGGGGAGACAUCAACCUGGGCUAUGAUGUGAAGCUGUGGAGCUCGGACGGAGGCAACGAUAUUAUCCUCAAUCUCGUGUUAGAGUAUCAUGUGAAAAACAACAGCUUUACCAAUGUCAACAACAUCUUCAUGCAGCUCCCAGUGCUCCAGGACAUUAUCUCAAAAUGUUCCAACAGCUGUGUUCCUGGAGAGUUCAAGAAAACUGCUGAGGGCCAGCACACCUGCUGCUAUGAGUGUGUCAGCUGCACCGAAAACUACUACUCCAAUGACACAGACAUGGACCUCUGUCUGAGCUGUGACCCCCGCACCCAGUGGUCUCCUGCGGGCAGCUCCACCUGCAUCACCAAGGCCCUUCUCUUCUUCUCAUGGAAUGAUGGCUUCGCCGUGGUGCUCCUAACCUUUUCUGCACUGGGCAUUGUUCUGGUUCUGCUCGUUUCAGCUUUGUUCCUGUAUCACCGUGACACACCGGUGGUGAAGGCUGCAGGGGGGCCACUAAGCCUCAUCAUGCUGUUCUCACUGAUCCUCAGUUACAUCAGCGCCAUCUUGUUUGUGGGGCGACCGACCCACUUGCAGUGCAACGCUCGACAAGUGCUUUACAGCAUCAGCUUCACUCUGUGUGUCUCCUGCAUUUUGGUGAAGACACUGAAAAUCCUGCUGGCCUUCCAAUUCAACCUGGGGCCACAGGGGGUCCUGCGGCGGCUUUACCAUCCUUACAUCAUAAUCACCCUCUGCGUGGCUUUGCAGGCGGUUAUCUGCAUCUGCUGGUUGGUCUUCGCAAGUCCAUUUAUGCAAAUUACCAUUCAACCAACCACGCUGCUGGAGGACUGUCAUGAAGGUUCAUAUCUUGCUUUUGGGGUUAUGUUGGGCUACAUAGCGGUGCUGGCAUUUGUGUGUUUUAUUUGUGCGUUCAAAGGACGCAAACUGCCCCAUCAGUACAACGAGGCUAGGUUCAUCACAUUCAGCAUGCUGCUUUACCUGAUAUCCUGGAUGCUCUUUAUUCCCAUUUAUGUCACCACCACAGGCCUCUAUGUACCGGCUGUGGAGAUGGUGGUCAUUUUACUGUCCAACUAUGGCAUCCUCUGCUGCCACUUCUUCCCCAAGUGCUACAUAAUCCUGCUCAAGAAGGAGCAGAACACCAGCAGCGCCUUUAGGAAAAAUCUCUAUGAAUAUUCCAACAAAACCACAAAUUCAGUAACUGAGAGUUCCAACUCCCAGUGUCACUUUAAACCUCCAUUCAUCCCUGAAAUCACACCAUCUUCUUUUCAGCCUGCUGUGACAGCAAACAACAAAGCGCCCCUGACCUCAAACCCCCAACACCAAGCAGGAAGAAGAAGCAGCAUUUAAGGUCUGUUGGUAUUGAAAAGGCUGUAGUAAAGGGACCUCUUAGAGUCUGUGGUCUUUCUGUUACCCUCUCUGUUUCUGUUUUCUCAGGAAAAUCAUUAGCUGUGUUGAAGUUGUGUCAUCUUGGAACCCAACUCUUUGGCUAAUUGUUCUAAGAAUCUGACCAUUCUUCUUAAAACUUAUUAGUUUUUCCUGUAACCUGAUUGUUUUUUCUUAGAUCAUGACUGGUCUUCUUAGAACAUGUUAGUACUUUAUAGAAUGAUCAACAGUGAAAUGGAGGUUAAAGUCUAGGGCUUAUUCGCCCCACAGACCCCAAACACCUCCCCCAGCCCAUAUGAUACUUUACAAAUAAACACAUAUUACACUUCACCAGCCCCUCCCUAGUCAGAUGUGUCAAAUGUCAUUCAAAUAUGAACUCAUGUAGGAGUUUAGGAGCAACCUAUCUUCCACACCACACACUACACAGUAGUUUUGAUGUUCUGAGAGUAGUUUAUGUUUUGAGAUGAUAUGGCUCACACCAAACAAUGCAGCAAAUUUAUUUUGCAGAACACUAACUUAAGGUUGCCAAAUCCGCAUCAGUCAAAUGUGGCAUGCCAACAGGCACCUACUGACACUGUAGCAAGGCCCAUCCUCAGAGGUGCUCAUGAGACUUAACAAAAAUGAACAAGCAAGCAAAAGUUUCCUUUAGUUUUCAAGUCCAGUUUAGAACAGGACAAAACCUGUGUGGUUGGCAGCUUUAACCCAAUCAUUUAUAUAACAGAAAAAGAAUGACCACAGACUCUAAUAAUAAAAAGGCUAUGAUGUGUUACAGCUUUGAUUAAAUCACUGACCGAAGAGACUCAAAACUAGUAAUCCGAUGAAGAAAUCACACUGUACAGUAAAAAACAAUGCUGUGAAGGGCUGUGGCAAAGGAGGUCUUUCUUCCAGAAGAUUUUGAAGGUUUGAACACCACAUGAUUUUUUUUAAUGCACAUUUGCACUUUAAAGUAAGUGUUUUUUUCUCUUGGCCAUAGCAGCACAGUGAAUCCCCAUCUAUUCUCUUGUGGGAUUUGGCUUCAUGCUCUAUCUUGAGUAAUAUAUGAUUUUGUUUUGUUGCAUUCAAUCUUCCUAUGGCUUGGAAAUUAUUUUACGUACAGCGGUGCUGAUCAUCUCAAUUGAUAGUCCGUUAUUAUAAUUUGGAGAAGAGUAUACUACAAAAAGGCCAUCCAUCCAUCAUCUGUACCCACUUAGUCCUGUACAGGGUCACAGGCGUUACUGGAUCUUAUACCAGCUGCCACAGGGCAAACAGGAGUGCCCAACUCCAGGCCUCAAGGGCCAGCCUCCUGCUGGUUUUCCAGAAACCCUGCCUUAGUUGCUGUUGAUUACCUGGAUCAGGUGUUUUUAGCCAAUAAGGAGCUUCAAUGGCAGGUUAGUUGGAAAACCUGUAGGACACCAGCUCUCAAAGGCUGGAAUUGGACACCCCUACGGCCUAAACGGUUUCUCCAGUCCAUCGUAAAGCCAUACACAGACAAUCAAUUUCACACAUAUUGACUCAGGAGCCUAUGAGGACAGGUGUUGAGGUGGGGGGGCAGAAAAACCCAUGCAUCCCCAGGAAGAACUGGCAAUCUCCUUACAGAAAGGAUUCAGAUGGGUUUUUAAUGGGAAUUGUUGCUUUUGAAAAUGCACAGGUUAAUGGAUCUGUUACUGCAAUACCCCAGUGACAUUUUGGAAAUGAAUUCUGUGUAAUGGGUGUAGGUGUUGGUAGUGUCUCACUAUUUCCUGGGUUUGUGUGUGCAUGUGUGUUUCAUUUAAAAAUGAUCUAAGUGUUAAAGGAGAUGAAAUGAUUAUCACACUUCACACUUCUGUGAAUUGCUCAUCAUCAAAAUAUUUUUCAAGACUUUGAAAUUAGUGUAAUCUGUUUUUUAGUGUUAUUACCAAUCAAAGACACUCUGACACAUCACCAACAACAAUAUAAGGUUGGUUAUCCUCAAGUAACAGGGCUAUAGUCAACCAUUCAACUACUUACUGGAUCGUUAAUAUUUACAUCUGCUUACAUGUCAUCCAGUUUUGCCUCACAUCUGGAGCUACCAGCACAAAAUUAAGCGGUAAUCUGCAUCAUCACUUAGAACUGAAGAAUCUACUCAGAUGAGUGGUAUUCUUGAUCAACUGGUAUCUCUGCAGAACAUGCAUUUUUUGAUAACAUGACCUUAUUUUUAUAUUUGAAAAAAAUGCAAACAUGAAAAUGUUUUAAAAUAACUAGUAUUUGAUGCACAAUGAGAUUUUACCCUGAGUAAAACUUUGAUUGUUUUUUAAUGUAUUGUUUUGUACAGUGUCUGAAAUAUAAUUUGAAAUAAAUUAAA
Molecule: messenger RNA, 5202 nt
Organism: Oryzias latipes (Japanese medaka)
Lineage: Eukaryota; Metazoa; Chordata; Actinopteri; Beloniformes; Adrianichthyidae
Gene: gprc6a
Product: G protein-coupled receptor, class C, group 6, member A
Biological process (GO): G protein-coupled receptor signaling pathway
Cellular component (GO): plasma membrane
Molecular function (GO): G protein-coupled receptor activity
Source: RefSeq, a predicted model, not a curated record